UGUGCCUGUAAACGUACAUGUUCGAUCACAAUAAAACUACAGUUCCCUAUAUGCUAGGGUGUCACGUCAUAACCAAUUGUGAGAACUCACUUCCUGGUGCCAGAUCAACGUGGGAUAAAAAUAAAAACUUCUCUUAGUUGAAUUGGAGUUGCUGUUGGCGAUCAGGAUGAUUGACGUGCGGGCGUGGGCGGAGUACGUGGUGGAGUGGGCGGCUAAGGACCCAUACGGCUUUCUGACGACGGUUAUCCUGGCGCUCACACCCCUCUUCAUCGCAAGCGCCCUGUUGUCGUGGAAACUGGCCAAAAUGAUUGAGGCACGUGACCGCGAGCAGAAGAAAAAGCAGAAACGCCAGGAGAACAUCGCCAAAGCCAAGAGGACCAAGAAAGACUGAGCCGUAAGAGGGAGAGCGGGAUCAGGAGAGAAGAGUAGCUACAGUACACAGCUAUGCUCAACGCUCUCUUUACUUGCCACACCUCCACCCCUCGUCUCUUCAGCCCAGCGCAGGUCCCCAACCUAUUACUCUUGUCCAGUGUAGGAGGGAUGUAGGCCCUACAUGGAGGCCUUACAGCGCUGAGGGAACGGUAUAGACCGGGGAGGCUCAUUCGAUGGGACUAUCAUCACAAUGUGGAGAUCCACCCACCGUCUGAGCUUGGUGGUGUUGCAGUACUUUGCAUUCCAUUUGUAACAACUCCACUCCAUGAUUUCAUUAACUAGUAAAAAAAAAAAAAAUAUCCAUUUUAAGUUACUAAUUAAAUAUCAGAAUUAUAUUUCUUGUUUUGAAAUGAAGUUCUGAAUUUCAAAAAAACUGUUUUCUCCUUCCAAGUCAUAACUCUCCCCUAACCCUGCCUGAAUGAUGCUUAAUUGAAAAGUUUGAGUUCCUGCCUGACUAGAUGCAGUGCAUCAACCAAUGGUUGCAUGCCAUGUCAAUUGUUCAGUCGGGCAUAGAUGGAUAGCUAUAUCAUGUGUUUUGCUUAUAAACACCUAUCCAAGUGAUUUGACAUCUGGCAGGAACUCGACCAAGAAGUGAGUCAGGCAAUUUUCAUACAUGGGUUUUAUUCAGUGUUUUUAAAAUCUAGACAAUGUAACACACACUUCUUGUAAAGGGACGUCUACUCCUGAGACCGGCAACCAUCUUGUGAGCCGUGCGAUAUCCUUUCCUUCAUUUAAUAAAAAUAAAAUAAUUGUUUAAAA
Salmo salar (Atlantic salmon) is the source of this 1191-nucleotide messenger RNA. It is a transcript of the gene smim15, whose product is annotated as small integral membrane protein 15. NCBI's taxonomy places the organism in Eukaryota, Metazoa, Chordata, Actinopteri, Salmoniformes, Salmonidae. The record is from RefSeq and is a predicted model, not a curated record.